AUGGGGGAUAAAACGGAGCAACGGCGAGGUUCUGUGUAUCAAAGCUCCAAUGAACUGUUUAAAGAAAUGAGAGACCCGGGACGUAAAGAUACAAAGGCAAAACUUGAGUUGUCCCGUAGUAGUGAUGCUUCUUUCUCCUUUAGAGUUGUUGAUUCUUCGAGAAAGGGAAGUACAGAGAAAAGACCGGAUAAGAAGCCUUCAGAUGGACAGAAAUCAUCAGUUGAACCUAACACCUCUAGCAACUUCAUUGACAUUUGUUUGAAAUCAGGUAUUAAAGAUAGAGCGGCGGUGUUGGAUCCAGUUGAUGAUGCAGUCGGGGGACCGAGCGAAUAUAACGAACCUAGAGUUAGAUUGCCAAAGCCAAAUUCUGCAAAAGUAGAAAAGCUUACAGCCUCUGCACCAGAAACCAGUUGCAAUAAGGAAAGCUCAAGAGUGAGAAAAAUGUUUGAUCCAUUUGUUAAGUCAAAGUCUCUGAGGAGUCCACUUGGUUAUUUAGGAGAAUCAGGUGAUCAGUUCAAAGAUGGAUGUACAGAAAAACCGGGGAAGAACAAUGAGCGUUGCAAAUCUAUGUUGAGUGACUACUCAAAUAUUCAUAAAAUAUCGAACCUUUGUCCUCCUCCAGUUGUGAUAAAGGAUUAUACUUUGGCUCUGAAAUCUUCUCCAGUUCAUCUACAUUGCCGACUAAAGAUGGAAAGCAAGCACGGAUUGCCGGUUUUUCAGUUUGUGUCAGAUUCUCCUGAGGAUGUUUACGCAGCAAAGACGUGGAAAUCUGACAAUGGUUCUUGUUGGGUAUAUACAUUUUCAUUAGCUGGAAGCAGAAAGAGGAGCAGCGCUAGUGUGCGGGGAUUGAACGAUGUUAAUAAAGAAUCUCUGCUGGUGGGUCAGAUGCAAGUUUCCUGUAAUAUGUGCUCAGAAGUAAGAAAAAAGGGACAAGAUCCAGAGACUUUGAUGGUAAAUGAGUUUGUUUUGUAUGAUAUUGCUCAAGCAAGAAGAAGUGUCUCCACUAAGGAAUAUCAAUCACUACCACUUGAUAUUGUUAAUACUGCCUCCAAGAAUUCUGCUAAACCAGACUCAGAUUUAAGAAGUAGCACAAUGACCAGGGAUGACUCUGAUACAAUGAAGCAGAGAUCUCAGCCAAAACGAACAUCUCAAAGUUAUGAUCUUGAAUCUUCAAAUGGAACAAACCCAUGGUCAGCUGCAGAUUUGCAUCCUGAUCUUGAAAUCGCUGCGAUAAUCAUUCAAGACACGAUUGAGAAGAGAGAAAGCUUAAAAUACAGAAGAGGUGACAAAAGGUUGAUGGAGAAAACAAAUCUUCUCGGUCUUUCUCCAAUCGAAGAGGAGAAAAGGGAGUUGUUUGGCAGCAGAAGUUCAGAAAAAUUGAAGGUUGUAAUCCCAAGGGGAAACCAUGGGUUACCAACUACCGAAAACUCUUGUCCUUCGCCUUUGAUUCAGAGAUGGAGGUCAGGAGGUGGUUGUGACUGUGGUGGUUGGGACAUGGCUUGUCCACUUAUGGUUAUCGGAAAUCCUCAUAUGUCAUGUUCUCAUGAUCAGCCUCUUGUAGACAAUCAGCAUCCUUUGCAACUAUUUGUCCAGGGUGCUAAAGAGCAUAUACCAGCAUUGUAUAUGUCGUUUGUUGAUGAGGGGCAAUAUGAUGUUCACUUCCAUGCGCAGUUAUCGACCCUGCAAGCAUUUUCAAUCUGUGUCGCCAUAUUACAUAACACAGAAGUCUCAAAUAGUUUCAGAAAUGGCGAGAAUGUACAACAGUUCUCACACUGCAACUCUCUGAAAAUGCUGAUUGAUGAUGAUAUUCAGUUCUUAGUUGAAGCAGUGACAGAGGAAGAAGAAAAGAAAGUCCCUAGGCUUGUAAAAGAAGCUGCGACCACUCUUCAAUCCUACAUGCCAAACCCUCCUUUCUCACCGAUCUCCCGAGUGUAA
Messenger RNA from Arabis nemorensis, 1935 nucleotides. Lineage: Eukaryota; Viridiplantae; Streptophyta; Magnoliopsida; Brassicales; Brassicaceae. The record is from the annotation of a GenBank genome assembly.